Molecule: messenger RNA, 3510 nt
Organism: Durio zibethinus
Lineage: Eukaryota; Viridiplantae; Streptophyta; Magnoliopsida; Malvales; Malvaceae
Source: RefSeq, a predicted model, not a curated record
AGAUGGUGCCUCAGUAAGUUCGUUUUCUUCUGCUUAAUGCCAUUGUUUCAUAUUCUGUUUCCCUUGUACAUGUGCUAAAUUUUACUUAAUUUUAGUUACUGAUAUAAUAUUUCCUAUGUACUAUAUUAUAAAAAUAGCUUGACUGUCACAAAUUAAAACUGAUUGAAUUAAUAAAAAUCAAGUACUUGUAAAAUUUAGAUUCAACUCCUGCUAUCAGCAAUUCUUUUGAUGUGCCUACGUUAUCCCUUGACCUUGGAAUAAGGAAACUUCCCUCAUCCUAAACUUUUAUAUACGAAACAAAAUAGCCUAGUUGGCUCUUUUAAUUAGACUAAUUAAUCCCUAAUGUCCUGGUGAAGAUCUCAAUUUGGCAGAUUUUCUUUGGCUUUGUUCUUUAUAACAGCAGGAUGAUUGUGAAAAUUAUUUCUGCCUUUGCAGUUUGGGAACAGGCAUUAGGCCAGUGUUUAUACUUUAUAGUCUCUGUUAUAUGGGUGAAGCAACCCAGAGAUUACAAAAGAAUUUUAAUCUUGACAAUCACAUGUGAUAUAAGUAGGUUUGGGGUCUAACUUUUGAGCAUUUCUUGAUCAUGAACUUAGUCAAUCAUCCCUAAACUCUCAUAAAAUAAAAAAAAGGAAAAGAAAAAUCUUAACCAAAGUUGUCCAUUGGUGGGUUCCAUCCACUUGGAAUUAAACCAAGUAUAUACCAGGGGAGGUAGUAUUUGGCUCUAUCCCCAUUCCCCUUAGCAAAACAGAAGAUGAGGCACAGUUUUUGAGACUGACUGCUGGAAUACCUCUUUAAAUUUGGCCCAGAACUUUAUCCAAAUGUCACAGGGCCUCAGUUUAGCCCCGUGAACAUGUUCCAUAGGGUAUAUUUUACCUUUUAAUUGUUACUUUUUAAAGGAUUCUACCUGUAAUCACCAAUGUUUGCAGCCUUAUCUCUGCAAAGUUGACAACAGUCAAGAUUCAACUAAGUGAUAAUUUAAGGUUUGCCUUCAGUUUUUUUAGCAGAACAUGGCAUUCGGAUAUUACCACUCGAAUACAUGUAUAAAAAGACAAAGACAUGGGAAAAUGUAAGGUGCCUCAAAACUCUCGAGAAACCUCUACUUUAUUUAGCAGAACCUGUCUAAAGAUAGUAGCAAUACUGUGGAGGCAACCGGAACCAUAGCCUCAAGUUAAGCAAUAACACAUAAUAGGUUAAUAUAAGCUUUUUCUCAGUCUUUCCUCUCUUUGUCAAGGUAAAGGCUUUGUAGUUUAAGAUUUACGUAUUCUGUUAUUAAUGGCACUCAAAAUCUCCUUGUCCAUCUUCGCGCUUACUUUGCUUCUUGGCAUUGCUUCUGCUAGUGAUGGUAUGAUCAUGUUUAGCAGAUAAGUCAUUUGGAAAUGAUCUAUGUUUCCCCCUGACUCAGUUCCUGAUUUUUCUUUUUUGGUGUUCUUUUUUAUAGGGCGUAGUGCAAUUGGGUUCGGUUAUUCUCGCAAGAAUGGCCCUGACAAGUGGGGAAAUUUGGAUCCAACAUUCUCAGCAUGUUCAUCAGGGAAAAACCAGUCUCCUAUAAGCAUUCAGAAGAAUCUGACUGUCCACAACAAGUUAUUGAAACCUUUAACCAGGAAUUAUAUACCUGCAAAUUCUACCCUCGUUAACAAUGGCUUCAAUGUUGGGGUUGGUUGCUAUAACUUAAGAUUAAAUGCUAAUAAAUUUGCUGGUUUGAUGAAUUUCUUAUUGCAGGUACAUUUUGAGGAAAAUGCUGGAGAGGUAUCGAUUGAUGGCAAAAACUACUCGCUCAGGCAAAUGCACUGGCAUUUACCAUCUGAGCACCAAAUUGAUGGAGAACAGUACGCACUUUCGCUGAAUUCCCUUUCAUGGGCUCUUUCUCCCCACCCAACACCGAAAAACGAAGGGCCUAACUCAUGGACCAAUCUAAUCAGCUUCAACAACUGUUUUGCUGCUGAGCUUCAUUUGGUCCACCGGGCAGCAGAUAACAGCAUUGCAGUUGUAGCAAUACUCUACCAAGAAAAGGAUGCCGAUCCACUUAUCUCUAAGGUAAACUUCCUAUCAUCUAUAUCGCUUGUUUCUUAUUUUUCUGGAAAUAUCACAUAUUUUAUGACUAAUUUAAAACCCAAGCGUGAUUCGGAACUCAAACAAGAAAAAAUGGGAAAUAUGGAUGGAUUGAAUAAUUUGGCUAAGGAGAAAAGUAAAGCAGACAAAAUAGCUGAAGUUCCCCUUGGUACCUUGGAUACCGAGCAAUUGAUGCGAAGUUGCCGCAAGUACUACAGAUAUGUUGGUUCUCUUACCACUCCUCCAUGCUCGGAGAAUGUCAUAUGGAGCAUUCUCGGAAAGGUGAGAUCGAUUUCGAAAGAGCAGAUGGUCGCUCUGGAAACUCCCGUGAACUCAAAUUGCAAGAAAAACGCAAGGCCUUGUCAGCCAUUGAAUGGUCGAAAGAUUGAGCUGUAUGAUGAGCUUAUUGGCUAAAACUUUUGUCGUUAUCAGGGUGCAAACAGGGUGGGGGAAGAAGUAGUUGGUGUGGUUUAUGAAUAUUUUCCAUAUGCUUAGAUUUUACUAGUUAAAAACAUCAUAUGUUGUAUUUUACAGAGUGUUGAGUUAAGCCUGCAUAUCAGAAUUUUCUCCUUUAUACCGGUGGACGGUGGACAAAGAAAAACUUCGUAUCACCCCAAAAUCAGAUUUGAUUUGUUCAACAUUGAGUUUUACAAAAUGAAACUCUUACAGGUUUUGAAACUGUUUCAUGUGUGGAGGGCUUGAAUCAGCAGAAAUACACUCAAACUUGAAGCAUAUUUUUCACCCAAAAAAAAAAACAGAAGACAGAAAUGUAGACCAUUUGGCUGCUAUAAUUGAACACGAAAUGUGAUAAUAGGUGAGAUAGUCAGUUUCAAAGUUAAAAAUAAGUGAAAAAAAUAGACUAUAAGACACUAAAAUAGUCAAGAUUCUAAACCAUUCACCUAAUACCAUCCACAUUAGCAGUCAAGAAUGUCAAACUGUCAACAAUUUCCAAACAGGGAUUGCUUGACUGAGAACCACACCCCAACAAAUUCGUAUUAAAAGAAAUUGAAUUUCAAAGACUCGUGAUUGUGAAAACACUUGAAUAUUAAAACGGAUAAGGCAAUGAAGGAAUAUUUUGAGCACUCCCUCCUCCCUAUCUUCAAACUGAUUGGAGGAUGCAAUCUCUAACUUAGGCAGUUCACCCAAUUCCUUAAAUUUUAACACUCAUCACCGUCAACCCAAAGCAAAGCUUUUUGUAAUCUUUAUAGCUGUUUCGAUUACCCUUUGGUCGGGCAUUUAAUUGUUUAUUUUUACAUAUUCAAUUUUGAUAUUUGCAUUCAAAUACAUAUUCAUACAAAUAAUUUUAAUUUCAAUCACUACAUCAGUAAUUAAUAUCACCAAUAUCAUUAUUUUUAAUUUUAUCAAAAUUAUUCAUAAUGUUUAUCUGAAUAAACUCUUAAUAAAUAUUGUUUUCAUAAGUUUUCUAAAUUCAUGUUAAUAGUAAUAAAGUUUAAUUAAAAA